AUGCCUUCUUACAUGGAGACUUGGAGGAAGAUGUCUAGUCUAAUGGAUUUACCACUAGGAUGUAAUGUAGCUCAUGACAAGAAAAAUCAGCCUACUGACACACUCAUUGAGAUGAAUCAAAAGCUGUGUGAAGAUAUGGACUGGGUGCCUACCAAUAAGGAACAAUACCAAUACCUUGUUGGAAGGAAUGCAGUUGAUCGAAUCUUAAGAUAUUUAAAGGCAGCCCCUGGAAAUGGACUAAUGUUCUCCAAGAAUGGAAAUCUUGGAGUUGUUGGAUAUACAGAUGCUGACUCGGCUGGUUCCAUUACAAGUAGAUGCUCUACAUCAGGUUACUUUAUAUUCGUUGGAGGUAACCUUGUCACUUGGAGGAGUAACCGGUCUAAUGCAGAAGCAGAGUAUAGAUGA
Messenger RNA from Prunus armeniaca (apricot), 405 nucleotides. The record is from the annotation of a GenBank genome assembly. NCBI's taxonomy places the organism in Eukaryota, Viridiplantae, Streptophyta, Magnoliopsida, Rosales, Rosaceae.